Molecule: messenger RNA, 2338 nt
Organism: Euleptes europaea (tarantolino)
Lineage: Eukaryota; Metazoa; Chordata; Lepidosauria; Squamata; Sphaerodactylidae
Gene: FBXO40
Product: F-box protein 40
Exons: 3
Coding region: 23-2152 (709 amino acids)
Cellular component (GO): cytoplasm
Molecular function (GO): protein binding; ubiquitin protein ligase activity; zinc ion binding
Source: RefSeq, a predicted model, not a curated record
UCAGACACAACCUACAGGAGCUAUGGUCAGGAAGCAGAGAACGGCCCCCGGACUACACAAGCACUGCGAGAAAUGCUUCAGCCGGUACUGCCAAGCUCCAGUGGUGCCGGCCGUCUCUUGCUUGGUGAUCAGCUGUCGCGCCCACUGCGGCGCAGCCUUCCACAUGUGUAAAGAGGAGGAGCAUCAGCUCCUGUGCCCUCUGGAGCAAGUCCCCUGCCUCAACUCGGCCUACGGCUGCCCGUUCACCAUGGCCCGCUUUAAAGUGGCCAAGCAUCUCCAGGCCUGCCCCGCCAGCGUCGUCUGCUGCUCUAUGGAGUGGAACCGUUGGCCGAGCGAGGACUCCGGAGGUGUUCUGCAUAAGAACAUUGUGAAGGAGCAGCUCGGCGCAGAAUGCUUGGAUGUAGCUCUGGCUCUAAGGGAUCAAAAGGCUCUCUUUGGCACCCUGAAAAUGGCCCAGCUUUUCCCAGAGUGCCAAGAACCUUGUGCCGCAGAUGAGGGAAAAGCCACAGACGACGAAUAUCCGGGGGAAGGAGCUGCUGGCCAAGGAACAGGUCAAGCCGAUGAGAACGACGUCCCGCAGCUUAGCCAGGAAGAGCGCGAGAAUUUGGCCAAGGGCAAAGAAGGGAUGGACCUGGCCGGUUACACAGCCUGGGAAAACAUGUUUAGUAAAGAGCUGAAGGCUUGCAAAGUAACAGCCUCCUUGGCUGAUGACAGGGCGAAAGGGCAAGACAGCCGCUCCACAAACGCAGGCCAGGCGUCCCGUGAGAGUGCGCGAGAAAAGCAACCGGAAGUAGUUAGUGGGGCGGGCGACAGUGGCGAAACCCAGCUCUCUCCUCCAGUGAACUUAGCCGCAGAAAGGACGGGCUUUGCCCCUUGGCAGGAUGGUGUCCUGGAGAGACUAAAAACGGAGGUUCCGGUGGGAGAUUAUAAUAUGUAUCUGGUCCACCACGGGAGGAUGCUAAUCCAUUUUGGCCAGAUGGCCGCUUGCACCCCCAAAGAGAAGGACUUCGUCUACGGCAACCUGGAACCUCAGGAGGUGAAAACCGUGACCACCUUCCGGGUUCCAGUCAGCUACUGUGGCAAAAGAGCUCGCCUUGGGGAUGCUGUGGCGCACAAGAAGCCAACGAAGAGUGUCCUUGUGGAUACUUCCGACAUGGGUAUAAGCCCGGAGGAGCUUCCAAAAUCGGACACUGUCCGAACGACGCUGCUGUGUGCCCUGGAGAAAGAGCUGAAGGGUCACGAGGUCUCCGAGACAAGGAGCACCGAUGCCCUGUACGUGGAUUUUGGGACACAGACGUACAGCUUUGCCAAGGAACCUUUCUCUUCCGCGGCUGUCCUAGCGGACAUCCUGGAUGCCGAAGAAUCUUCAGUCCUGCACAUGCAGCUUCACAGCGAGAGCGUGACCCGGAGGCACAACAAGAGCAGCUCGGCUUUCACCUUCUCCUGCAACCACUUUUUCCGGCGAGACGAGUUCCCCUCGCAUUUCAAGAACGUCCACGCUGAUAUCCAGACUUGCCUGGAUGGCUGGUUCCAGCGCCGCUGCCCACUGGCCUACCUGGGGUGCACGUUUGUUCAGCAUCCCUGGUGCCCCGCUGGGCAGAAGUCCCGCAUAAUCUACAGCCAGCAUCUCAAGACGUUUGCUGUGAAGCCCCAGGUUCACUCCGCCCUCUCGGAAACUAAGCAGUGCUGCUCGACGAGGAAUAACCGCGGGAAAGAAACGGACGCUCUGAGCAGCCUCCCCCUAGAGAUCCUGAGUUACAUCGCUGGGUUUUUGGAUAGCUUCAGCUUGUCCCAGCUGGCUCAGGUGUCGGUGCUCAUGAGGGAAAUCUGCGCCACCCUGCUGCAAGAGAGAGGAAUGGUCUUCCUACUGUGGGAAAAGAAGAGAUAUUCCCAUGGGGGAACCUCGUGGAGAGUCCGCAGAAAGGUUUGGCAGUUCAGCAGUCUGUUCUCCACCAUUAAGAACUGGCAGUUCAGCGAUGCUCCUUCCAUGGCUGCGCACCUAAAGACCUGCCCUUUUUACGAGGUGGAGCGCCAGACGGACCCUGUCCAGCUGACCAACAUGUUCUCAUCGGGGGAGCUGAGGCAAGAGAGCUUGGUGUCCACGUUCAUGCGCAAAUCCGGCUCCAAGAAGCUGCAGAGAAGGUUGCGCUAAUUUCAGGGCGCGAGUGUGUGGCUGCGUACCGGUUUUGUUCUGAAAAUCAACCCUGCAGACUUUGGCAGCUGUCUAGGGGAACCCAUUACACGUUCUCGGUCUCUCUUCAUAGUUCAAGAGAAAAAUCUCAGCUGUGUCGAGACCUAAGCUAAUGGCUUUUGAAAGUUGAGGAGGGCAAUUCCAGAA